AAAUUGAUUCAAAGUCUGCAAUUCUGUGCAUUCAUUUUUCGAGCUACUUUUCUCCCAAACUAUAGUGGGGAGGCAGGUUGUCAGGUUCUUUGUCCUCUUUCCCUUUCAAAAUAAAAAAAUAUUGGAACAUUUAAAAUCCUUUAAUAAGUAAUAUUGAAUUUGGGUAUGUAUGCUUUUGCUAACAGUAUUAUUUCCCAAAUGAACUAGGAAUGGAGGAUGGCCUUCUGACAAGCAAAGUAAAUGGAGAAGCCAGAUUAACUGAACAACCAGGUUACUAACUUAAUAACUGUGGCAAGAAAGGUCAUAAAAUGGGGCAAAACUCACUUAACAAAUGUCUCAAGAACAACAUUUUGGGCUCAGUUGUGGUCAUAAGUCGAGGAUUACCUGUAUCCACUUGGAAGUAUUCUUCAGCUUUCUCAAUUAUCUGUUGUGCGUCAGUAACCAUAUUUAUUUUUUAGUGUCAUCUAAAUCCAGGUUGGACAUCUGGCAGCUCCCUUCCCAUGUGGGAUCUAAUCUGCAUUGGAUGAUCCUAAGCAUUAUCUGAUAGCAUGUGAAAUUAAGAAUAUUAUUCAAUAGUCCUCAGAGUCAAUUGAGUCUCCUUUGUUUGGUAUUGGCAUGAUUGAUUUCUUCCAUCCUGUUGGCUGCUGUUGUUUUCCAGUUAUGCUGGUAUAUUUGGUUAUAUUGUAAAAUCAAUUAAACUAGAAUCCUCAUCUCAAGGUCUAUGUGAAUAGGAUUAUUAUUUCCUUGCAUAAAUUGAAAGGAAUGUAGAAAGUAGGGAGGAAAUUUGUUCCCCAAAGAUAAAUAUUGGAAAAAGUGUAACCAUCUUUUUUCUGAGAUGAUAGUUGUUUUCAUUGUUAAACACUAUUAUGUUUAGGACAAAUAAGAUUGUUGUGAAAUUGCCUGUAUAUUUUAAAUAAGUUUGAGACUUAUUUAUUUAUUUAUUUAUGAGACAUAUAUAUCGCUUUAAGUGCAAGCACUCUCUAAGCGGUGUACACAAGUCAUAUGACUUUUUCUUUUUUGUUUCUAGAAAAAAAUGAGUGGAGGAUUAGCACCAAGCAAAAGCACAGUUUAUGUAUCUAAUUUGCCCUUUUCAUUGACAAACAAUGACUUGUACAGAAUUUUUUCAAAAUAUGGGAAAGUAGUUAAAGUUACAAUUAUGAAAGACAAAGACACACGAAGAAGUAAAGGAGUUGCAUUUAUUUUGUUCUUGGAUAAAGAGUCAGCACAGAACUGUUCUCGGGCACUUAAUAAUAAACAACUGUUUGGAAGAGUAAUAAAAGCAAGUAUCGCUAUUGAUAAUGGAAGAGCUGCAGAAUUCAUCCGAAGGAGAAAUUACUAUGACAAGUCAAAAUGUUAUGAAUGUGGAGAAAUAGGACAUUUAAGUUAUGCAUGUCCUAAAAACAUGCUAGGAGAGCGUGAACCUCCCAAAAAGAAAGACAAAAAGAAAAGAAAGAAAGUAAUUGAACCAGAAGAAGAAAUAGAAGAAGAAGAAAGUGAAGAUGAGGGUGAAGAUCCUGCACUUGAUAGUCUCAGUCAAGCUAUAGCUUUCCAGCAAGCCAAAAUUGAAGAAGAACAGCAAAGUUCAACUCAAAAUGCUGGGGAGCCUUCCACAUCUGAUUCAAGACGACCACGCAUCAAAAAAAGUGCAUAUUUUAGUGAUGAGGAAGAACUUAGUGACUGAUAUAAAUACUAUGUAAAUAUUCUGUAUGAGAUUACUGUUGUUAACCAUGAUCUCACUCUUGUAAUUAAAAUAUAACUUGAAAGCACCAA
Messenger RNA from Crotalus tigris (Tiger rattlesnake), 1770 nucleotides. It is a transcript of the gene ZCRB1, whose product is annotated as zinc finger CCHC-type and RNA binding motif containing 1. The transcript is spliced from 7 exons. The record is from RefSeq and is a predicted model, not a curated record. Gene Ontology annotation, biological process: mRNA splicing, via spliceosome. Bases 1034 to 1681 code for a protein of 215 amino acids. Lineage: Eukaryota; Metazoa; Chordata; Lepidosauria; Squamata; Viperidae. Gene Ontology annotation, molecular function: RNA binding; zinc ion binding. Gene Ontology annotation, cellular component: U12-type spliceosomal complex.